Molecule: messenger RNA, 1786 nt
Organism: Coregonus clupeaformis (lake whitefish)
Lineage: Eukaryota; Metazoa; Chordata; Actinopteri; Salmoniformes; Salmonidae
Product: protein max
Exons: 5
Coding region: 265-777 (170 amino acids)
Biological process (GO): positive regulation of transcription by RNA polymerase II
Cellular component (GO): RNA polymerase II transcription regulator complex
Molecular function (GO): protein dimerization activity; DNA-binding transcription factor activity
Source: RefSeq, a predicted model, not a curated record
AAUCACGUGUAGAGAAACCGUUGAUCGUCAUGUCCCUGCUGAAGGAUUCGCUCCGUUCUUGAUUUCAUUUUGGUUGCUAGCGCAUCUCAUUGUUUUUACCACUAUUUUUUCAUACAUUUCACCAAAGAAUGAGCGACAACGAAGAUAUCGAUGUUGACAGUGACCCAUUAUUAGGAGCCGUCCUCCUCCGUGCAGCCUCCACUGACCUGUUUGUACAAGUAACUGGGGAGAAAGUGUAGUUCAUCAACUGGAGGCACACAGUGUAUGGAUCUGUGCAAAACCGCUACAGCUGACAAACGAGCACAUCACAAUGCGCUGGAGCGCAAACGUAGGGACCACAUUAAAGACAGCUUCAGCAGUUUACGGGACUCUGUGCCUGUGUUACAAGGGGAGAAGGUUAGUAAACAAUCUGUCAAACAGGCUUCCCGAGCUCAGAUCCUAGACAAAGCCACAGACUACAUCCAGUACAUGAGACGAAAAAACCACACACACCAGCAGGACAUUGACGACCUGAAGAAGCAGAAUGCAAUGCUAGAGCAGCAGGGUGAGUGUGGGCUCAAGGCCCAGGGACAACUGCAGGUGCAGGAGGUCCGUGCACUGGAGAAGGCCAAGGGGAACACUACGCUCCAGCCCAACUACUCGUCCUCUGACAGCAGCUGGUACACCAACCCCAAAGGGAGCACAGUGUCUGCCUUCGAUGGAGGCUCCGACUCCAGCUCUGAAUCAGAGCCAGAGGAGUCGCCCAAUAGAAAGAAGCUGCGUGUUGAGCCCAGCUAGACUCCAUCCACAGUGCUAGCACCAGAGACUCUCUUAUCCACCAGCCCCCUCCUCUUUCUUUUGGCAGUCUGUUUCCUACCUUCUCAUGCCAGUCCAGGAGACAGAGGGAAGACCAUGUGAGAAAGGUGCCAUCAUAUAUAUAUAUAUAUAACGCUUCAACCUUUCUCCUCCUUCACCAGCGUAUUGUCACUCCUCUCAUAGUGCAUCAACAACUCUCAACACCCCCAAAGUGAGGCAGCUCUGCAGUUGAAGGACUUAAUGCUUUUAAAACAUAAUUAUUCAGAAUCGGAUAUAAAAAUAAAAAUAUGAAGGUGAACAGCUUUAGUCUAGCUACAACAAAUCGUUUUGGAUCAAUGAACCUGUUCCAAGAGUUUGAGAAAAUAUCCAUAGGAAUAGUUGACCUUUUUAAUAUUUGUACUUUUCCACAAAAGAAUGUGAAGUUGCUUUGAAAAAUAUACAUGUAAUGCAACCCUCCAGAAUCAGUGUAGAUGGCUGAAGUUUUCAGUCUUUGAAAUAUUUGUGUAAUCAAAUCCCUAUAUUUAAAGUGAUAUGUUGAAAUUGAUUUCUUAUCCCAUAUUGUACAUUUUUGUUGUUUAACUUUACCACUUGUCAAUGGAGAUUGAUGGAUGAACAAUGUUGGCAUCAUUUAAUAUAUUAAGAAAAUGGAGAUUCAAUUAUUAUAAUAUUUUUUCAAAAUGGAUAAAUACUAAAUGUUACACAAUGCAGUUAAAAGGUAGUAACUUUUUAUUUGUAUUAAAGGAAAAGAAGGCCAUAUCAGUGUAGUGCAUAACACUAUAUACUCUUAAAUGUUGUCCAUUCUACAAAGAAAUCUCUGGAAAUAUUUGCCAUUUAGAUUUUUUAUUUUACAGAUAAUUAGUGUGUAAGAAUUAGAUUUGUUUGAUUCCAUUCUAUGGCAAUUACAGGUGUUGUACGUACUGCCAACAAUUGUCUUGCAAGUUGAGGCAUACCUUUGCUGAGAAACUAUUAUAAAUAAAACUAUUUUAUCCUA